AGCUCAGAAACUGCCUUGUUUGGGGGCUUCACGGGAUUCAAGAGUGGUUGCCCCCCACUCUUUGCAUGUAUUUAUACCAAGCAUAUGCGGCCUCCACUACCCAAGCUCCAAACUACAUAAUCUCUCUCUGUCUCUCUGAUAAGCUGAACACAAUGAAGCAAAACAUCCAUUCUAUUUAUGUUAUGUUCUUCAUUAUUUUCCUUGUUACCACCUCACAAACAGUAGCUCGUUUCUUAGCAACCAAACAAGGAGAAAAGGAGACAAAGCUGAAUGAAAUCACUACUGGGGGUUCUCUAGUAGAGGGGGAAGAAAAUGACUCUUUAAAUCUUGGAAACUCUCUGCAGCAGCUGAUGGGGGUGGAAGAAUGUCAAAAUGGAGAUGAAGAUUGUCUGAAGAGAAGGAUGGUUGCAGAGGCACACUUAGAUUACAUCUACACCCAACACCAUAAGCCCUAAAAGACCCACCUAUCAAUAGUUUAAUUAUUAGCACCAUGUCUUAUUUUCCUACUAAACCUAUCCUAAAGACCCAUCAGGAGUCGUCACUUGUUGGCAAUAUAUUCUUCUAACAAUUGCCUUUUGAGAAAUUCCAUAUUAGUAUUGGAUUUGGGCUUUAGAUUUGUGUUUUGUUGUAUGCAUAUAUAUUGUAACUGUCACAUUCAAGUAUAUUGUAACUGUCUCAGGGGAAUUAUGAAUUGCUUGCGAGAAGUUUUUUCCAAAAUCUUAUAUGGAAAGCCAAGCAGAGACAUUUCGAUCA
Camellia sinensis is the source of this 753-nucleotide messenger RNA. The record is from RefSeq and is a predicted model, not a curated record. NCBI's taxonomy places the organism in Eukaryota, Viridiplantae, Streptophyta, Magnoliopsida, Ericales, Theaceae.